Messenger RNA from Eufriesea mexicana, 651 nucleotides. RefSeq names its product cuticle protein 65. NCBI's taxonomy places the organism in Eukaryota, Metazoa, Arthropoda, Insecta, Hymenoptera, Apidae. The record is from RefSeq and is a predicted model, not a curated record. The transcript is spliced from 3 exons. The coding region runs from base 1 to 651 and encodes 216 amino acids.
AUGAAGGCCUUUUUGAUUCUGGUAGCCCUGUUCGCCUCCGCCUCAGCUGCCCCGCGUCUCCGUCGAGAAGCUAUUUGGGGUGGGUACCACGGAGGCCCGUAUGGAGGUCACCUCGGAUACGCGCAUGGAGUAGCAGUCGCUGGUCCUGCUCUGGGGCCGACCAGUGUCGCUGGACCCCAUCUCGGGGCGACCAUGGUCGCUGCUCCGUCCAUAGGACCAGCUAGACUCUCUGGGUCUGUUGCUGGGCCGGUCCACGUUUCCGGCGCUGUGGCUGGUUCCGCGCUCGUCACUGCCUCGGUUGCUGGGCCCGCUCACGUCGAGGGCUACGGUGGUCCCUAUGACGGAGGAGUCGGUGUCGCAGGACCGUCGUACAGUUACGCAGGGCCAUCGUACAGUUACGCAGGAUACCCAGGAUACACGGGAUACGCUGGAGCUGGCAGCCACGGCGUAGUGAUAGCGGGACCAGCGGCUCAUGGAGCGGUCCUCGCGGGACCAGCGACUCACGGCGCCGUCCUUUCCGGUCCCCAUUCAGGAAGCGCGGCAGUGUCCGGUCCCAACGCUGGUUCCGUGGUGAUAGCCGGUCCCUCCGGCAAAAUCACCGCGCACGGCACCGGUUUCGGUGGAAUCCACACCGGCCACGGUCAUUGGUAA